Nycticebus coucang (slow loris) is the source of this 4749-nucleotide messenger RNA. RefSeq names its product myeloid zinc finger 1 (gene MZF1). The coding region runs from base 1986 to 4187 and encodes 733 amino acids. The transcript is spliced from 6 exons. The record is from RefSeq and is a predicted model, not a curated record. Lineage: Eukaryota; Metazoa; Chordata; Mammalia; Primates; Lorisidae. Gene Ontology annotation, molecular function: DNA-binding transcription repressor activity, RNA polymerase II-specific. Gene Ontology annotation, biological process: negative regulation of transcription by RNA polymerase II.
GAAAACAAGGGUGGGGGAAGGGCGGGGAGGUGCUUCAAGCUGGUACGCGGAGCAUCCUGGGAGACGUAGUCCAUGAGGGGGUUGGAAAUCUGUCAGUGCGCUUGCUCCAGAGCGCGGAGCGGGCAGUUGAGCACGUUAGGUGAGGUCGAGGGGGUGGUCUUCUCAACCAGGGAGGCUCCGCAUGGCAGGAAUCCUGGCAAUCCCUGUAGGCUGUCCCUGCCCUGUCAGGCGAGGCUCCUCAAUCACUGUUGCCUUGGCAACAGACUUUGGAGCUCCGCCCCCGGUUGCUAUGGCGGCACUGGGACCUGCCUGGAAAAUCUAGAACGGAACUUGCCCGCCUAGACUUCUGGGAAGUGUAUUUCGGGAACCUCCAAUGGACUCCCCGGAUUGGCGUUGGCCCAAGUUUCUCCCAGGGUUUCAGGUUGACGUGGAACCUUGAAGAUUAGAGGUUUGAACCCCGGGUUCAGGCGGCCUUCGAAUUCCGUUCUAUCCACUGGGGGAUGACUCUGUGGCGCCAUUCUCUUACUAAAGUCUAAUUACUUCACAAACCCCAACUGCAGAAGGAGCAGCGUGAGCAGGGAGGCUCCUGUUCAAUCGGGAGGCAGGGUGGAGUGGGUUUUGCAGGCUCGCCAGAAGUUCCCUGUCAUUUUUCAGCCCCACCUAAAUCACGGAGCUGAGAAGUUAAGCUUUGCAUGGUAUGGUAAGUUGGUCUCAGAGGAUGGGACUGAGUGGAAGAAAGUACUGCCUAGGAACUGGACCAACAAGUGGCUUUGCACAGGUUAAGAUGGGGACCAGGUGGGUGGAAUGAGGCUGCCCUCUGGAACCAGGAUGGGAGGAGUAUGAUGAUGGGGCCCAAAUGAGGAGCCAUAUGUGAGCCACUGGGUGGGCAAAUGGAUUGUGGAGGAAGGUAGCAUUAGGAGGUUGCAGUAGGGUGGGGCAGUGGUGCUGAUGCCCAGGGCGUACGUGGUGUACAUGCCAUCUAUCUGGUAAAGGGAAAACUGCAGAGCAAAUGAGGUUGCUUGUAGAAGAUGGGCAGGAUUUAGAAAAGAGAGGAGUUAUCUUCUAGGCUUAAGAAAAAGCCUGUGUUGGGUUGGCGCCCGUAGCACAGUGGUUACCGCGCCAGCCACAUACACCGAGGGUGGCAGGUUCGAACCUGGCCCAGGCCAGCUAAACAAUGACAACCGCAAUCAAAAAAUAGCCGGUCAUUGUGGCAGGCGCCUGUGGUCCCAGCUACUUGGGAGGCUGAGGCAAGAGAAUUGCAUAAGCCCAAGAGUUGGAGGUUGCUGUGAGCUUUGAUGCCCCACCCACAGUACUCUACUAAGGGGGAAAUAGUGAGACUGUCUCAAAGAAAGGGGAAAAAAAAGGAAGAAAGAAACAGCCUGUGUUAGGCCAGGCACAGUGGCUCAUACUUGUAAUCCUAGCACUUUGGGAGGCUGAGGUGGGAAGAUCACUUGAGGCCAGGAGUUCGAUACCUACUUAAGCAAGAGUGAGAUUUCAUCUUUACAAAAAAUAGAAAAAUUAACUGGGCAUUAUGGCAGGUGCCUGUAGUCCUAGCUACUCAGGAGGCUGAGGCGGGAGGCUUCAUUGAUCCUGGAGUUUGAGGUUGCUGUGGGCUAUGAUGCCACCACACUCUAACCAAGAUGACAGAUGAGACUCUGCCUUAGGAAAAGAACAAAACAGCCUGUGUUUGGAGCAAGUGGGCUACUGGACACUCCAUACAAGCCCAGCUACAGAGGAGGCCAGGAAUAUGGGUUAUUCAAUGAGGGCUUCUAACCCUCUGAGUCCCUGGGGUAUGACCUCUUGGUGCCUCAGUUUCCUUGUCUGCUUUGUACAUGGGGUAGGUCUGAGGUUUGGUCAACAUCGCAUAGAAUAGGUACUCAAUAAGCAUUCACUGUCACUGUCUACUCUUAUUGCAGAAGCUUUAUCCUGUUCCUUUCUCAGGGGCAGACGGUGGCCUCAGGUCAGUACCUGACCUGGUACUCCCAAUGAGACCUACUGUGCUGGGCUCCCCAGGCACUGUACCCCCAGAAGAUGAGGGCCCUGUCAUGGUGAAGCUGGAGGACUUUCAGGAAGAAGAUGAAGCCACACCAUGGGACCCAGGCCCUGAAGCUGCACGCCUACGCUUCCGGUGCUUUCAUUAUGAGGAAGCAAUAGGGCCCCAAGAGACAUUGGCCCAGCUCCGAGAGCUAUGUCGCCAGUGGCUUCAGCCAGAAGUGCACUCCAAGGAGCAGAUGCUGGAGCUCCUGGUGCUGGAGCAGUUCCUGGGCGUACUGCCCCCUGAGAUCCAGGCCCGUGUGCAGAGACAGCAUCCAGGCAGCCCCAAGGAGGCUGCUACCCUGGCAGACAGGCUGCUCCAGGAGCUUGGCAGGCCUCGGAAAUGGGUGACAGUCCAGGUGCAAGGCCAAGAGGUCCUAUCAGAGAAGAUGGAGCCCUUCACCUUCCAGCCCCUACCUCAAACUGAGUCUCAAACGCCAGAGCCUGGGCCAGAGACGCCCCCUGGGCCCAUGCAGGAAUCACCACCACUGAGCCUUCAGGUGAAAAAGGAGCCAGAGGUUACAGAGGACACAGAGUUCCUGGAGUUUGGGCCUCUAGCUGCCAGCCAGGAGGCUGCACCCAUCCUCCUGCCUGAGGAGGCCCAGGGCUGUGGGCCAAUGCUGCACCAGGCCUUUCCCCACAACAAGACUAAGCCUGAAUGGCCCUUAUGGAGGCAGCACCCUGGGACCCUGUGGCAUGAGGAAACUGGGAGCAUCUUCUCCCCAGGGUUUGCACUCCAGAUGAACAGCAUCUGCACAGCCCCAGGUACUGUAAGCCCCCCACUGCACGUCUCCUGGGACUUUGGCAUGGCUGGUCUCUCAGGUCGGAUACGGUCACCCUCUCACGAAGGUGACUUCCCGCAUGCGCUCCUGCUCCCCAGUGACCUGAGCACUGAGCAGGACCCCAUGGAUAAGGGUUCCCCCCGAAAUGUGGGACCUACACUGGUCACUGCCCGCUGGCAAACCCCCAGGGGCCGGGGUCGUCCCAGCACCGGAACACAGACAGUUCAGGGCUGCCAUUGUGAUGUGUGUGGCAAGGUGUUCAGUCAACGCAGCAAUCUGCUGCGGCACAAGAAGAUCCACAGGGGUGAGCGACCAUUCAUGUGCUGUGACUGCGGCCGCAGCUUCAGCCGCAGCUCACACCUGCUCCGCCACCAGCUCACACACACCGAAGAGCGGCCUUUUGUGUGUGGCGACUGUGGCCAGGGCUUCGUGCGCAUCGUGCGCCUGGAGGAGCACAGGCGCGUGCACACUGGUGAACAGCCCUUUAGUUGCUCAGAGUGCGGCCAGAGGUUCCGGCAGCGCGCCAACCUGCUGCAGCACCAGCGCAUCCACGGCGACCCCCCAGGCCCCGGCUCUGUGGUUCCCACCCUUCCUGGCACACCUGAGCCUCCAGGCCCCUUUCCGUGCAGUGAAUGCUGCGAAAGCUUCCCACGGCGUGCUGUGCUGCUAGAGCACCAGGUGGUGCACACAGGUAUCAAGUCCUUCAGCUGUGUGGAGUGCGGAGAGCGUUUUGGCCGCCGCUCAGUGUUGCUGCAGCACCGGCGCGUGCACAGCGGCGAACGGCCCUUUGCCUGUGCCGAGUGCGGCCAGAGCUUUCGGCAGCGCUCAAACCUCACGCAGCACCAGCGCAUCCACACCGGCGAGCGGCCCUUCACUUGUGCAGAGUGCGGCAAGGCCUUCCGCCAGCGGCCCACACUCACGCAGCACCUGCGCGUGCACACAGGUGAGAAGCCCUUUGCGUGCCCCGAAUGCGGCCAGCGCUUCAGCCAGCGCCUCAAGCUCACACGCCAUCAAAGGACACACACCGGCGAGAAGCCCUACCAUUGCAGCGAGUGUGGCCUGGGCUUCACACAGGCCUCGCGGCUCACGGAGCACCAGCGCAUCCACACUGGCGAACGGCCCUUCACCUGUCCUGAAUGCGGCCAGAGAUUCCGGCAGCAUGCCAACCUCACGCAGCACCGGCGCAUACACACGGGGGAGCGUCCCUAUACAUGCCCCGACUGUGGCAAGGCCUUCCGCCAGCGACCCACACUCACGCAGCACCUGCGCACACACUGGAGAGAGAAGCCCUUUGCCUGCCAAGAUUGUGGCCGCCGCUUCCACCAGAGCACCAAGCUCAUCCAGCACCAGCGCGUGCACGGUGCUGAGUAGCUCCAGCCUGGACACACUGUGUCCACCUUGGUCAGAACACUUGGCAGGUUUGUUGGGAGGCCAGUGACCACAUAGGUACAACAGGUUCACCUGGGGCUUUGCCAUCAGUAGAUGCUCAAUACACAGUAGAUGAAAAACUGAGUCUCCACCCUCUUGAUUGAUGCCUCCCCAUUUUCACAGUCCCUGUCUACCCACUGUGCUGUCCUGGGGUGUUCCCUCUGCACCAACAUGCUUCCUGUGAGGAUUGUAUCCUUCCCCUGCAACACUCCCUCACCCCCACAGAGGUGGCUCCUAGCAGCACCUGCUCCUAUUGGGGGGGGGGCCUUUAUACUAUGUUUCUGACUUACACUGAGUAAUGAAUCACCCAGCAGCAGGUCGGUAGAGCAGCGCUGAGCAGCCUAGCCUCAGCUCUCCCUAAGCAAUAUACCACCUCAGUUUCUCAAACCCAGAGAGAAGGAAAUGUUCUCUGCCAACAUCUGCCAGGAGACCACAUGUGUAUUGCAUGGUGCCAUGCAAUCAGGAUCCAGUCAAGAGACAGAGCCACAGCAGGUGUUUAAACAGA